GUGACACAGCGUAGCAUCAGUUGAUUCUUGUAGCGCAACAAAGUUACACACAGUAAGCAACAUGAAAUUCUUGAUCGCCGCCGUUUCUUUGGCCUUGAUUGCCGGAAGUUUGGCCGUUACCGAUGAAGAGAAAGCACAGGCUAAGCAGCUGGCCGAACAUUGUAUGAAGGAAACGGGCACAUCGGAAGAAUCGGUCAAACGUCUGCGCAAUGGAGAUACCUCGGAUGCCGAUGACAACACCAAGUGCUUCGUACAGUGCUUCUUCCAGGGUGCCGGAUUCGUUGAUGCCGACGGUAACAUCCAGGAAGACCAUCUCACAGAGAAGCUCGCCAGCGAAUACGAUCGUGAGAAGGCUGAAGAACUGGUGCAGAAGUGUAAGAACAACGCUGGAGCAAACCCAUGCGAGCGGUCAUUUGCCCUGCUCGAGUGUUACAUCGAAAACCGGGCUAGUCUUGUCUAAAUGUGUAAUUAAUUCUGGGAAAUAUUGUUAUCUUGAAACUUCAUUUUGAAUAGCAUAUCGCAAGAACUUCUUCCUUUUUUGACUAUACUAACAAGUUCCUAAUAGCUAGAAAGUAAUAAAUCUUUACCAACUAACAA
This is a messenger RNA of Uranotaenia lowii, 597 nucleotides long. Its product is annotated as general odorant-binding protein 56d-like. Gene Ontology annotation, biological process: sensory perception of smell. The transcript has a single exon. Lineage: Eukaryota; Metazoa; Arthropoda; Insecta; Diptera; Culicidae. The record is from RefSeq and is a predicted model, not a curated record. The coding region runs from base 62 to 460 and encodes 132 amino acids. Gene Ontology annotation, molecular function: odorant binding.